This is a messenger RNA of Carcharodon carcharias (great white shark), 2300 nucleotides long. RefSeq names its product cytochrome c oxidase assembly protein COX18, mitochondrial. Lineage: Eukaryota; Metazoa; Chordata; Chondrichthyes; Lamniformes; Lamnidae. Gene Ontology annotation, biological process: mitochondrial respiratory chain complex IV assembly; protein insertion into mitochondrial inner membrane from matrix. Bases 138 to 1268 code for a protein of 376 amino acids. Gene Ontology annotation, cellular component: mitochondrial inner membrane. The transcript has 8 exons. The record is from RefSeq and is a predicted model, not a curated record. Gene Ontology annotation, molecular function: membrane insertase activity.
GAGGAAGCGGGACGAGAGCACAGUCUGCGGUAUGCGUGUGGAAAGUGACUGGGCUCCGGAUCAGCAAGAGCCCUGGCAUUACAGUGGAAUUACCUACCAGAACAAAUCAAUGAACAUGGGAAUAAGAAUUUCCCAGAAUGCUGUGCUGCCAGGCAUUGAAACUGGUGAAGACAUUGGCAUUGUCACAUGGUGGAGCACGUGUGUUGAAGCGAUGCCCAUGGGAGAGAACCCAAGGAUUAUCCUGUUCAGCUGCUCAUGGAAUCAUUCAAAAAGGCCGACGGAUAGACUAUAACAGACAGUCGUCCUCAUUGUUAGCAGCAACGAUGGGCAAUGGAGUGUUUCAAAGCCCCACAUUUUGUCACAGGAGGACACUGUCAUUGGCCUCAUGCUUGUCUGCUCCAGCAGUUACAACUCCUCACCAUGGUUGGUACGAAAGCUUUGCUGACUCAAUGCCUGUUCACCUAACGCAAGAUCUCCUGACUCAUCUGCAGCAUGCCACAGGAUUGCCAUGGUGGGCAAGCAUAAUUUGCACUACUAUGACCUUACGAGUGACUGUGACGCUCCCAUUAGCUGUUUACCAGAUGUACAUUAUUGCCAAGGUUGAAAAUUUACAGCCGGAGAUUGCAGAACUAGCCAAGCGACUACGUUAUGAAGUAUCCAUGCGCGCAAAGCAAGUUGGAUGGUCUGAAAAGGUGGCUCGUUUUCACUUCAAGAAGAAUCUGCAAAGAAUCAUCUCUGAGUUGUAUGUUCGUGACAACUGUCAUCCUUUUAAAGCCAGCCUGCUCAUCUGGGUCCAGCUACCACUGUGGAUUUUCAUCUCCAUUGCCUUGCGGAAUCUGAGCCUAGCAGCGUCUGAUGCUGCAGCAGCGUCUGCUGUUCAGGACCUAGCAAUGGGAGGAGUAUUCUGGUUUCCUGACCUGACUUUGCCUGAUUCCACCUGGAUCCUGCCCAUCUCAUUAGGACUUGUAAACCUUUUAAUAGUUGAGAUUUUUGCUCUCCGGAGAAUCGAACUGUCAAAGUUUCAGAAAUAUGUCACCUCUGUGAUCCGUGGAGUUUCAGUGCUCAUGGUUCCGAUUGCUGCAACGGUGCCCUCAUCUAUGGCUCUCUAUUGGUUGACCUCCAGCUGUGUGGGUCUUGGUCAGAAUUUGCUGCUGCGUUCCCCCAGUUUUCGUACUCUCUGCCGCAUUCCCAAGAUGAAGUCAGAUUCAGAGACUCCUUUCAGAGACUUGUCAGCGGGGUUCAUUGCAAAAUAUUUUCCUAGGAAGUGAUCAACAGUGCAUUGUGUGUGUGAAAUGCAUGCCGUAACUGAACAGGCUGCACCAAUGUUCUGUCACGUUGGGUUUUUAUAAGCUGAAAUUUCAUAGGCAGAGUGAAUCAAAUGUGCCCAGCAGGCAACAGGCACACAACUUGUAUUACAGAUACCAUGGUCUCCUGGUCAUUGUAAUGGUUUAAUGGUUACAGAUGUUUAAUUUGAUUUUCUCCCUCAUCCAGAUUAUUGCUGAUUAGAGGAGAUCAAAAGGUGCCAAAGCUCUAGGUAAUUGCAAACUGUUGCAACUCCCUAUACAGUCGGGGAGACAUUGGCGUAACAGUAAUGCAACUCAGCUAGUAAUCCAGGGGCGCAGGCUAAUGCUCUGGAGACAUGGGGUCAAAUCCCACCAUUUCUGCAUUAAUAAAACAUGGAAUUGAAAGCUAGUCUCAGAUAUGGUGACCAUGAAACUAUCAUCAGUUGUCAUUAAAAACCCACCUGGUUCACCAAGGUCCUUUAGGGAAGCAAAUCUGCCAAUCUUACCUGGCCUGGCCUACAAGUGACUUCAGACCUACAGCAAUGUGUUUUACUCUUAACUGCCUGUGAAAUUUCCUAGCAAGCCACUCUGUUCGAGGGCAAUUAGGGGUAGACAACAAAUGUUGGCCUUGCCAGCGAUGCCCAGAUCCCAUGAAAAAAUUAAAAUUUGGAAGACAGUUGAAAGGCGUUUCCAUUUGUUGGUGAUUUCUUGGAAAAGUAAGCGAGUGCUUCUGGCUUGAUUGUUUCCUAGUUUUGCUUCCUGGCUUUGGGGUAGAGCCUCAUCGUUGUUUGCAGUCUCCAGGUAGACUGCCUGAGACUGGGCUGAUGGUGUAAUUUGCUAUUUCACCUGCUUUAACAAACUGUUCCCAUCUUUCUCCUCCUAUUUGUUCUGAUCACACUCCUACAGUUCAUCAUUAUGUUACCCUACUGGGUAGGUGGAUUCAAGUUUUUAACCCUAUCAGAAUUGCCAACAUGUUUUGGUACUAAAACCUAAAGUAAAAGAUUUUUUAUAUAAAAA